CUAGCUAGUUCAAAGCUUUAGCUUUAGCUAGCUACUAGUGCAUGCAUCAUCUCCUAUUUUCACUUCUCUCUCACAUGCAUUAUGCAUAUUAAAAUGAUCACUACAAAGAAACUAAGCUACCACAAAGAUGAUCAAUGCAUGCGCACAUGCAUGUUACCAAAAACUAGCUAGUUAAUCAUUAAGAGUCAAUAAUUUAUGCUCUGGCUAAGCUAGCCCCUAGCCCCUAUCCAACAUUUCCAAAUCACUAAGUAAAAACAAACACAAACCUCUAAACUUCCAUCCCCUUCAUCAUCAUCACAAGCUCUCAUAUAGCUAGGCAGAUUCUUCAGAACAAUUUAAUGUCAUUUUUUUCCUUUUUAAAAUAUAUAUAUAGCACUGUACAUGCAUACAUAUAUAAAAUGAAUUAGUUGGUGUUUAUUUCUUGAAUGGGGAAGUUGAGAUUUGGUAAGAUGUUAGACAGUUUGUGUCUUUCCUCUGGGUCAUCUGGAGGGUGUUGUUUUUGCAUCAAUGGUUUUGAUGAAAGUCAAGUUGCUAUGGUUGACUAUGAGAAAAGGCCACUCAUGGAUAAUCCCUCCAAGGAUGGGCAUCAGCUUGCUAAUAGGCUGAAAGAUGUUAUUUCUGAUGGACCUCACACCUUAGCUUUUCAGCUCAAGCCUAAGAUGGUGGUCCUCAGGGUCUCCAUGCACUGCUGUGGUUGCGCCAAGAAAGUGGAGAAACACAUAUCUAAGAUGGAAGGAGUGACAUCGUACCAAGUGGACUUGGAAACGAAGAUGGUGGUUGUAAUAGGAGACAUCGUCCCUUUUGAAGUGUUGGAGAGUGUUUCCAAAGUGAAAAACGCCGAGCUAUGGACCAAUUAAUACUGCUGCCUCCGUUUAAUCUGUCUCCAAUGCCUGUACCUGCUUUUUAAUGUACAAGCAUUGUACCGUACGUUACACCUUACACCCAACAUAAUUAAAGUUUGAUUGUACAAAAUAUUAUGUAUAAAUAAAUUUUCAAAUGAUGAUACAUUCUAUACAUGUGUCCUCCAAAUUUAAAAAGUAGUCUAUGCAACAUCCUCAUAGAUUAUUUGAGGAGUAAGUUGUUGAUGUAGCUUUAAUUAGGGGAUCAUAAUUUUGUGGCGAAGAUUAUUUGGUGAUAUUAUUUCAAAAAAU
This is a messenger RNA of Cuscuta epithymum, 1151 nucleotides long. Lineage: Eukaryota; Viridiplantae; Streptophyta; Magnoliopsida; Solanales; Convolvulaceae. The record is from the annotation of a GenBank genome assembly.